AAGAACUCGUGGUGUAGCUGCAGGGUUGGCAGUCUCUGUGAAGGCAUCAAGGAAACUGUUGGCGGAAGAAGCGGUUGGAAAAGCGAGGAUUCAAUCCAAGAAUGUGGGAGGAGAGCGAAUGCGUUCAGUAAAAAUCCCUCGGGUUGUUAGCGUGAAGAAGGUCGGCCGUGGCAGUGGAAAGACUGUUGCUGUUCGAGAUGAUAUGACAAUUGCAGAGUUAGCCAGACGAAUGGGAAAAUCAACAGGUGCCAUGCAGACUAUGUUUCUCCUUUUGUCAUUCAAACAGUUGUUUAGUCUGCUGUUAUUUUCAGACAUGUUGCUCAAGGUAGCUGCACGACACGGUCAUGAUGCAGUUGUACCUUCUGAUCGAGUCAGCAGUCAAGUUGCAUCAAAACUUGUAACACACUUUCGAAUGCUUCCAACAGUAACAGUCUCAUCCAAUUUAGAAUGGCAUUCUAGAUCUCCCGUAGUGACCGUAAUGGGCCAUGUUGAUCAUGGGAAAACAACUCUCCUUGACAGAUUAAGGCAAACGUCUGUUGCUGCUCAGGAACCAGGAGGCAUAACACAACAUAUUGGAGCAUUUAGAGUGCAAUUGGAUGAUGGUAGUGAGGUGACUUUUGUUGACACUCCUGGUCACGCAUUGUUUGCCAGUCUGAGACAGCGUGGAGCUAACGUGACUGAUGUGGUCGUUCUUGUUGUGGCAGCAGAUGAUGGAGUAAAGGACCAAACUGUUCAGUCUAUUCGGUACGCUCAACAUGCAGGAGUGCCUAUUUUGGUAGCUAUAAAUAAGUGCGACAAAGCGAACGCCGAUGUGCGAAAAACUAUGGAGCAGUUGUUACAGUGUGGAAUACAGUUGGAAGAGAUGGGAGGCGACGUUCAAGUUGUAAACAUAUCUGCUCUUAAGGGCACUAAUGUCAAGGAGUUGGUCGAAGCCGUUUUGGCAGAGGCAGAACUGUUGAAUCUACGGGCGCAUGUAAAUGGCCCAGCAGAGGCGGUCAUUCUAGAGUCCUUCUUAGAUCUACAUCGAGGUCCUGUGGCUACUGUUUUGGUACAGCAGGGGGUGAUUUCUGUUGGUAGUCUUUUGGUAGCAAGUUCUACAUGGGCUCGAGUGAGGCAAAUGUCUGAUGAUGUUGGCAAAGAUGUCGAGCGUGCUUUCCCAUCGAUGCCUAUUCGUAUCAGUGGAUGGAGGGCAUUGCCCACUGCUGGUGACCUCGUGUUUGCUAUGAAGACAGAGGAGGAAGCUCGAGAGUUAGCAGACUUACACAAGAAGUCAACUAGACACACUCAUAUCAUUUCUGAGGAACUACAAGAAUCUUCAAGUAGAGCUGAAAAACCCAUUUUGCCUCUUAUAAUUAAAGCUGACACUCUAGGAUCAUUAGAAGCUCUUGUUCAGUCACUGAAGACUUAUAGCCAUGAAGAAGUGAUGCUGAAAGUAGCACUGACUGGUCUUGGUAGUAUCAGUGAUAGUGAUAUUGAAAUGGCAGCUUCUGCUGAGGGAAUUGUUGUCGGGUUCAAUGUGAAACUACCGAGAUCAGUUAAUGGUUCUGUUAAGAAAUGGAAAGUCACUGUGAUUACUCACAAUGUGAUCUAUCGUCUGCUCAUGUUGAUCAAAGAUCAACUAAAUAUCAGAGUGCCCUUAUCAUUCCAAGAAGUAAUCACCGGAGAAGCAACAAUUCUUCAGGUCUUUCAGCUACGAGGAAAGUCUAACAGCACAGUUGCUGGCUGUCGUGUCAAGACUGGAUCUCUUAUAAAUUCUAAGCGGCACAGGUUCAGAAUACUCAGAGGAAAGAGUGUCAUCCAUGAAGGUGCUUUGUCAUCACUGAAGCGUGUGAAAGAAGACGUUCAUGAAGCAAAGAAGGAAACAGAAUGUGGCAUAACUUUUAGAAAUGAUCCUGAAUUUCGGGAAGGAGACACAGUACAAUGCUAUUCGAGUGAAAAAGUUCAGAAUACAGUUUCCUGGAAUAUUGACUUAUGAUCUGUUGCAAUUCCUUUUUAUUUUACGAGUUAUUGCUUAAUAUACUUAAAGUAUUGCAGAAUACUAUUUGUUUUGUAAACUGUUGGAGAGUCUCUGAAUAUAGAGCAAGAUUACAAGUCUACGACUACAUCUAGGCUCGGUGUAUGUGCUUGAGCAUAUUUUGUUGACUAGGUUUAGUAGUCUUGCUGUUGUUGGUUAAUUAAUUCCGUAUCUCAUAUCUGGUUAGGU
Corticium candelabrum is the source of this 2203-nucleotide messenger RNA. Its product is annotated as translation initiation factor IF-2, mitochondrial-like. The record is from RefSeq and is a predicted model, not a curated record. Lineage: Eukaryota; Metazoa; Porifera; Homoscleromorpha; Homosclerophorida; Plakinidae. Gene Ontology annotation, biological process: translational initiation. The transcript has 12 exons. Gene Ontology annotation, molecular function: GTP binding; GTPase activity; translation initiation factor activity. Bases 119 to 1975 code for a protein of 618 amino acids. Gene Ontology annotation, cellular component: cytoplasm.